GUCAUGUGCUCGGAUGUCACCUCCUGAGAGUCGAUUGAUAAAACAUCUGCACCGUCUUAACCGGAUAGUCUAAAAGCAGGUGUAGCCGGUCCACUCUUUUCUAGACCUACGGUCCCUCAGAGCUUUGCUCAUGUGACUGCGAGACACAACACAGCUGUCUCACCGGCUGAGAUGAAGAUACAUAACAUAUAUGCUACUUGUACCUUCGUGUCUUCUUAACUAACCUCCCGUGUCUUUGGUUUACAACUAACCUACUUCACAAGAGAGACAAGCUCCCACUGAGCUUCAUCCUCCUCCUCAUCAUCUCUCCACCUUGCUCUGCAUUGGAUCCAUUCUGCGCUUCACAGGUUUCAGGGACACCAUGGCUCAGUGACAUCAUUUUUCCAACUUAAUAUUUCCCGGGUGAGCCGAGUGCCAUGCCGCUGACAAAUGGCCACUACUCCAUCAACUCGGCACCUCUGGACGAGAGCGAGGACAUUGAACCCCUCAUCGAGAGCGAUGCAGUCCCUCCCCAGUGCUGCUCGGCUCGCCUCAACCUGGCCUUCCUGAUGUUCUUGGGGUUCUCUGUGGUCUACGGUCUCCGUGUCAACCUCAGUGUUGCCAUGGUAGCCAUGGUGAAUACCACUGACCCUGAACCAUCCCAGAACAGCUCUUUAAUCAAUGCCUGUCCACUGCCAGCGGGGUCGGAAAACACCAGUGACCCUUUCCUUCAACCUAAGGGGAUCCCCCAGUACCCGUGGGACUCGGAGACUCAGGGCUGGAUGCUGGGGGCCUUUUUCUUCGGCUACCUGUGCACACAGAUCCCGGGUGGCUACCUGUCCGAUCACUACGGGGGGAGGAUCUUCUUGGGUUUGGGAGUGCUGGGCACCGCUGCCCUUACGCUGCUCACCCCUCUGGCUGCCAAGAUGGGCUCAUACUGGCUGUUUGCACUACGAGCGUUGGAGGGCUUUGGGGAGGGUGUGACGUUCCCCGCCAUGAUGUCCAUGUGGGCUCGGUGGGCUCCUCCUCUGGAGCGCUCUCGCCUGAUGACCCUGUCGGGAUCUGGGGGCAACUUUGGGGCCUUUGUGGCUCUGCCGCUCACCGGCUACGUCUGCCAGACAUUAGGCUGGCCCGCUGUCUUCUACCUCUGCGGGGGGGCUGGUUGUCUGUGGGCGGUCUUUUGGUUUGCGUUUGUAUCAAAUGACCCUCGCACGCACCGUCGAAUCAGCAAAGAGGAGAGAGACUACAUCAUAAACUCCAUCGGACCUCAGGGUACAGGUCAUGGCUGGUCCGUUCCCGUGCUGCACAUGCUGCUGUCGGCCCCUCUGUGGGCCAUCAUCAUCACCCAGAUGUGCUCAAACUGGUCCUACUACACCCUGCUCACCUCCCUGCCCACUUACAUGAACGACAUCAUGCACUUUGACAUCAAAUCAAAUGGGUUCCUCUCCGCUCUGCCGUACCUCGGUGCCUGGUUGUUCUCGAUGCUGUCGGGCGUCGCAGCGGACAGCCUCAUCGAGAGGAAGGUGUUCAGCAUCACCGUCGUACGCAAGCUCUUCACCCUCGUAGGUCUGUUGUCUGCGGCAGCGUUUCUCGUGGCUGUGAGUUACGCCGGCUGCAGCCACAUCCUCACCGUCACCUUCCUCACCCUCUCCACAACCAUAGGAGCGACCACGGCCUCCGGAGUCUACAUGAACCAAAUAGACAUCGCUCCACGGUACGCAGGACUCCUUCUAGGAAUCACCAACACAUUCGGGACCAUCCCUGGAAUCUUGGCACCCAUCGCUACCGGAUACUUCACUGAGGAUCGCACCCUGGCGGGCUGGAGAAAGGUGUUCUGGUUGGCUGCUGGGCUCCACGUUGCCGGUGCUCUCGUCUUCACAGUAUUCGGCAGCGGGAAGGUCCAGCCGUGGGCCGUCGCCGAGGAGGACGGAGCGGAAGCUGAGAAAGACAGGAGCAGGUCCAACUCCACGUAAAUCGUGAAUAUUCAGAGGAAGACAUGGGACAAACAGAAGUGGCACAAGCAGGAUAACUUUAAUAGACAGUUGGAACCCAGGAAAAGAGAUUACUACCUCUUUAAAUUGUAUAAAUACGAGAACAAAAUCUAUGCUGUAUUCACAGUGAUCAAAUGUAUAGAGUGUUAGAGGUGUACAAACAUCAUUAUCAGUCGAGAAUAGCUUUUUAUAUUAGUGGACCAGGAAAGUUUGAGCAAGAAUAAUAUAAAUGUUGGGGAUUCUUAUUGUUAUUUUUAUCUAUAACAUCCUGGAAAGUUUCUAAUCGGGUGAGCAUUUGAACUGAUUUGUAUAACAUUUCCAGCAAAGAGCUCAUAAUAGUAGUUUUAGUUUUUAGCCAUAUUUAUACAGUAGGAAAUUUUUUUUUCCUGAGCUGUGAAUGAGACGGGACCCAUUAUAUUCCAUAAGUCUUUGAAAGUGUAAUCAACCACUCUACCUUUACCGCUUUGUUUACAGCGGUGUCUGUUUCUAGGCAGACUAGCAGGAACCAAAGAAGCACUUUUAUCAUAAUAUACAAAAAUAUUUUUGCAAAUAACUCUUUCUAGGACUUUUCUUUUUUUUUAUCUUUAGAAAUAUAGGUUUCUUUAGUCUGAUCAAGAAAAAAACCAAAGCACCUUCUCCUGCCAAGAAUGUGAUAUUUUUUUGUUACAGUGCCAUGAACUAAGACUUACUUUUUGAGAUAAAUUAGAAAUAUGUGCAUUUGCAGCGUUUUUAAUCUCACCGUUUCUACGAUAAUUGUUGUUUUUAUAGACACAGGACUCAACCAUUCUUUCUCUCAUGCCUUCUGUCGAAAUAAACUGCGAUUGUAAAUUCAUACAAUGUUUUUAAACAGAUGCAAUAAUGUGUUCACCUUCUCUGGGCUUUGGAAAUGUGUGAGGUUGUACAACAUAUAUGAAAUGUGUCUUAAUUUAUAUUUUUUGUGGGAAGAAUCAAGUCUGUUUUACUGAGCAAAACUAAAAUCUGUGGGAUAU
This is a messenger RNA of Cyclopterus lumpus (lumpfish), 2959 nucleotides long. Its product is annotated as sialin. Gene Ontology annotation, biological process: transmembrane transport; monoatomic anion transport. The transcript is spliced from 12 exons. NCBI's taxonomy places the organism in Eukaryota, Metazoa, Chordata, Actinopteri, Perciformes, Cyclopteridae. The coding region runs from base 417 to 1952 and encodes 511 amino acids. Gene Ontology annotation, molecular function: transmembrane transporter activity. The record is from RefSeq and is a predicted model, not a curated record.